Esox lucius (northern pike) is the source of this 5899-nucleotide messenger RNA. RefSeq names its product transient receptor potential cation channel, subfamily V, member 1 (gene trpv1). Gene Ontology annotation, biological process: calcium ion import across plasma membrane. The coding region runs from base 519 to 2936 and encodes 805 amino acids. Gene Ontology annotation, cellular component: membrane. The record is from RefSeq and is a predicted model, not a curated record. Lineage: Eukaryota; Metazoa; Chordata; Actinopteri; Esociformes; Esocidae. Gene Ontology annotation, molecular function: calcium channel activity; protein binding. The transcript is spliced from 18 exons.
ACAGCGACAUUGCAAGUAAUUCUGCAUUAUUCAUUCAAUCUCAGUUUUUCUCAAAUGCAGAACUAGCUACUGUUGGUGGCGCUGAUGUGUUCUUUUUAUUUCUCUUACUCAGAUACAUGUUGCAACCACACUCAAUGGCCAGUUUAUUAGGUACAUGCUUCUAGUACUACAUAAGACCACACUUUCCCUCCAACCUUUUUAACAAUUGUAUGUGUUUAUGUUAUUGUGGCAGAAUGUGGUAUACAUCCUAAAGCUUGUUGAUCACUCUGCUUGUUCAUGAUGCCAGUCUGCUCUUAAGCGGAGGUUUUUCCGACCACAAUCUUAGUCACUGUAACAGACUCCCCCCCAACGCAGCUCACAAGACGGUAGAAUUAGAAAGCGAGCAGAGACACAGGAAGCUAUACAAGUUGUUUGAAAGGAAAGAAGAAACACUUACUGAACUUAACGUUAUAUGAAGGAACACGGAAACUUCCUAUGAAAAGAGACAUAUUGAAAAACCACCUGUUGGAAGAUUCGUUAUGUCUAAAGGUACAGAGUUCCCAACCUUUUCUCUGGAGACCGAUGACAGGACAGAUGAUGAGAGGGCGAAGAGCAGACAGGUGAAGAAGCCUGAUCGACUGGCGACAGCCCUGGGCAUGGGGUACUCAGCGAAGGCCAGAGCCCCCAUGGACACCGACUACCAAGAGGAGUUUGAAGAGGCGGCACCCACGAUCAAAUUCAAUCUCAGCUUUGACAAGAAAAUACGAGGUUUGUCGGAAAACAAAGAAGAGAGGGAUAGCAAGAGGUUUGACAUCAAGAGGUUGUUUGAGGCUGUGUCCGCUGGUGAUGUCAUGAAACUGGAUGGGCUGCAUCAGUACCUGCAUCAGUCAAUGAAGAAGCUCACCAACACUGAGUAUCAAUCACAUGGUAAAAAUGUCCUGCUGAAGGCUCUACUGAAUUUGAGAAAUGGCAGAAAUAACACAGUUGAAUAUCUCCUUGACAUCUCAGAGAAGAUGGGUGACAUCAAAGAAUUUGUAAAUGCUGCCUACACAGACAGCUAUUACAGAGGUCAAACGGCACUUCAUAUUGCAAUUGAGAGAAGGAGCAUCUACUUUGUUAAGCUAUUAAUCCAGAAAGGAGCAAAUGUCCAUGCCAAAGCAUGUGGAAAAUUCUUCCAGCUCCAUAAUGGACCCAGCUUUUACUUUGGUGAGCUGCCUCUAUCCCUGGCUGCGUGCACCAACCAGCCUGACACGGUGGACUUCCUGCUGGAGAACCCCUACCAGCGGGUAGAUGUGAGUAGCAAGGACUCCCUAGGCAACACGGUGCUGCAUGCCCUGGUGGUGGUUGCCGAUGACACACCUGAGAACACUGAGUUCAUCACGUCCAUGUACAAUCACAUUCUCACCACGGCUGCCCGUCUCCAUCCCACAUGGAGGCUGGAGGACAUGGAGAACAAUCAGGGCCUGACACCCAUAAAACUGGCUGCUAAGACUGGCAAAAUCGGGCUGUUUAAGCACAUGAUGUGUAAUGAGUUCCUCGAAAGGGACACCAGACACCUGUCCCGUAAGUUCACUGAGUGGGUGUAUGGACCCGUCCACUCUUCCCUUUAUGACCUGGCUUCACUGGACUCAUUUGAGAAAAACUCUGUCCUGGAGAUCAUCGUCUACAGCAGUGGCAUGUCUAAUCGUCAUGAGAUGCUCCAGACUGAGCCUUUGAACAGGCUACUGGAGGAGAAGUGGGACAGAUUUGCUGCACGGAUGUUUUUAGUCAACUUCCUGGUGUAUUUGUUCUACCUCUGCGUUUUCACUUGCGUCGCCUAUAACAGAAAGAAGGGAACGCCACCUUUUGCUGUGGAGCAUACCAGCGAGGAAUAUCUUCAGCUUGCCGGGCAACUGUUUAUAUUAGCUGGGUCCAUCUAUUUCUUCAUAGGAGGGAUAUUAGACUUGAAGAGAAAACGUCCCAGCUUAGACACUUUGCUGAUUGAUGGAUACAGUGAAAUCCUUUUUUUUUUUUUACAGGCAGUUUUCUUCCUGGCCUCCUUGGUGAUGUACUGCUGUGGUUGGGAAGAAUACCUGGCAUUCUUGGUGCUGUGUCUGGCUCUCAGCUGGGUCAACCUGCUAUAUUUCUCCAGGGGACACAGACACAUGGGCAUCUACAGUGUCAUGAUACAGAAGAUGGUCAUAAGCGAUAUAUUGCGCUUUCUCUUUGUCUACGUUGUCUUCCUCUUUGGGUUUUCAGCAGCCGUGGUCACUUUACUGAUGGAACCUGAACACCUGUCUAACAAUACAGCACCGCUAAAGAAUGGCAGUGUUGGAAGUGGUCGCUCCUUAUUUCGUACCAAUGAGCAGGAUCCAUGUAGAACACCGACCUACAGUAAUAUAUCCCACACCACCAUGGAGCUGUUUAAGUUCACCAUCGGCAUGGGAGACCUGGAGUUCACAGAAAAUUACCAGUACACGGGGGUGUUCUACAUUCUUCUCAUCUCCUACAUUGUGCUCACCUACAUCCUUCUGCUCAACAUGCUCAUUGCCCUCAUGAAUCGCACUGUGGAGAAGAUGUCCCUGGACAGUACCAACAUCUGGAAACUACAGCGGGCCAUCACCAUCCUGGACCUGGAGAGGAGCCUGCCUCGCUUCCUCCGGACGAGGCUUCGCUCUGGGGUGCACAAGAACCUUGGGACCAGAGCUGGGUUGGAGGACUGGCGAUGGUGCUUCAGAGUGGAGGAAGUCAACUGGAACAAAUGGAACACCAACAUGCGCAUAAUCAGUGAGGAUCCCGGGAGUGGAGAUACAGCCAGUUUGUCCCCUACACACGGCAACAUACCAAUAAGAGAAAAGACCUGGAGGGGGUUCUUGAGGACUGUCAGUGGAAGAGAACGCGCACAACCUCAGCGUCGACAACAAGUAGAAGUAGAGAGUAGAGAGAUGACCCCUUUGUCCGCUACCAGCCAUGUCUGAAGGUCUUAGUCGAAUGCUCUGACUGAAUCAGAAACUCGGUAGAGGCCACUUUUUUGGUUUAUAAUGGCAAACACAAAUGUGGACGGGGUAAAAACACAACCUAUGAUUUACAGGCUAAGGUCAUUCAUACCUCAGUGGAUAGGUUGCUACAAAACAUUUAUGUUUUGUUUAAAAUGGGAUCUUCUUCAGGCCAGGACCUGAUUUUAUAUUCUGCACCUGAUAAGUUGGAUUUGCCUAAUUAUUUAAAUUUUUCCUCACUACACAAUAAACCUUUUGAGCAAAGUCAACCCUCAAUUUGCUUAAAUGCCAGCCAGCUAAAGUGAGCUAGUAGAGAUUUUAGGUAGGACCCAGCUGUGGUUGUAUUGACCAAGUGGCUAGAAUCCUGCCUCAAACUGUGUAGAAUCCUGCCUCAAACUGUGUAGAAUCCUGCCUCAAACUGUGUAGAAUCCUGCCUCAAACUGUGUAGAAUCCAGCCUGACUAAAUUCAAACACACCUCCUCCUCCUCUCCCCAUAUGGGAUGAGACAGGAAUAGUGUUAAAUGGUGCAGGGUAGUUUAGUGGUGGGGGAUUGUACUAUGAGAGUCUAAUACAAGUAUGAAGAGUCUACAUAUCAGAACUUCCUUGGAUCACUUUUGAUAGGUACAGACCACUGCAGACCGGAAACAACCCACAAGGGCUGCAGUUUUGGAGAUGCACUGACCCAGUUGUCUAGCCAUCACAAUUUGGCCUUUGUCAAUGUUCGCUCAGAUCCUUACACUUGCCCAUUUGUAAUACAUAUCUAACUUAUCUCGCCCACUGACAGGUGCCAUGAUAAUGAGAUUAUCAGUGUUAUUCACUUCACCUGUCAGUGGUCAUAAUGUUAUGGCUGAUCGGUGUAUAUAUGGCCCCUUUAAACAUACAAAUAGUUGACUUAAUAUCCUCAGUUCAACAUUGCCCAGUAAAAACAAUCAUUAAGGCCAGAUAGCCCUCCCAGACAAAACAGUUCAUUCGUUUUCUGACAGUCAUACUGCUUUUCAGCUAGAGGACAAUGGUAGUUUAAGUAUACAUCUUCUACCUAAAGUAUCACAAUGAACAUUUACAAUGGUUUAAUGUUAUUAACGAUUGUGCACCAAUCAAGGAACUGUUGUGCACCAAUCAAGUUGCUUUUGGCAGUGACUAAUCAUAUAGAAGGUUAGAGAACGCAUUGUAUUUACCAUUAUGGAGUCAAUGAAAGCAUUGACAUUGGUGCUUGUCUGUGGAGCAGCAAGGGGAACUUCCCUGUUGCCUUCAGGCAGAUCAAAUACUGCAUUUUAAGCUCCUUCUUCUGCCACCUCCGGUCUCUUGGCCAUCCCAUCACUACAGGAUGACAGCUUCAGCCCAGUCAAAUCUCUUCUCUGUCCUUGCAUCACAAUAGUGGGACCAGCUUUCCCUUGAACCUAGGCCAGCAGUACAGGAAGUUACUGUGCUUAAAGUUGAAAAAUGCCAGUCAUUCAAGAGAAGGAACAUACUUCUGCCUUGCAUUGGGCACAGUAUGUGUUGGGCAUGUUUUUUAUAAAACUUUUAGUAACACCUUUCAAGUGCAUGUACAGCAUGUGAAAAUAAAUACAAGCAAUUAUUAUUAAUUUUUUUCUCAAAUCCAAUGUUUACAGCCCGCCAUUUUGAGUUCCACAGUAUUCUCUCUAUGGUGCAGUCACAUGGCCAUGGAUGUGUGAUUUUCAGAGGACUGACUAGCCUGGUGUAAGAAUUAUUUGUCUGAUAGCAUGUCAGAUUUUAGUAUCUGCUGUCUACAACUACAGCAGUAGGAAUACAAUCCGGCCUGCAAAUGGCCCUUCAUGGAAUAUAGUGCUUGCCAUCCUUCAACAUAGUUUUAAAAUAUUCACCAUGCCUUCUUUUGCACGGUGGAUGGCAAAAAACAGCUGUCGUUCUGGGGGACAUUUAGCAUUAAUAAACUUCUGAAAUUUAAAUGUAUUCGCAGUAACUGUUAAUUGUAAAUAUGUGUCUCUUUGCAAUUUCUAUCCUUCAAUUUAAGAUUUGAUUAAACUUUAAGUACAGAACAAUGAAAUGCAGUUAGCAUCUAGUCAGAAGUGCAAAUAGAAGAGGGCAGAGUACAGAAUAACAAAAUACAAUUAUUUACAAGCAAUAGGUAUAUGUAUAUUACAAGUGGAAUUUAUUGAUGUAUAGACAUAGUUUGAGUCUAAUAUUUAGUAAUUCACACUUUAUCCUGUCUUCAAUAUGCCCCAGCAGGCUUCACUUAAAGCAAAACCGAUUGAACAUGUCUUGAGCAGUGCCUCUGAUCCUGCAAUCUUUGCUGUGGGUCGGUCAGCGGUUUAGACAUUAUUGGCUGUGUGUUGAGUUUUGAGGGGACAGCAAAUUUACACUGUUAUACAAGCUGUACACUCACUACUUUAUAUUGUAGCGAAGUGUCAUUUCCUCAGUGUUGUCACAUGAAAAGAUAUAAUCAAAUAUUUGCAAAAAGUGAGGGGUGUACUCACUUUUGUGAGCUACUGUACCAGCCUCAUCAAUUUUCAGCGGCCGUUUCAAUUCAGGAAGCCUGAGAAAUGGCUUGAAGUUGGUGAGGUAGUAUCAGAAAAUUUACAUAAUUUAAAACCCUGAAAUAAGUACACUUUAAAUUCUUCAAUAAAGAUACAUUGCUGAUGUUAAGAAGCAGUACUACAGUCAUCAGAAAAUGUUGUAAUAUUGUUUUAACCUUACUAUUUUACUGGCUGUUUUGUAUUGUCCAUCAAUUUAACAAAUUUAAAAAGGUGUUGUGUCAGGCAACAUGCUGAAAUAUGUUUAUCACAAGGCAAGUAAAUUCCUUGAUUUAAUGUAGGUUUCAUAGAACCUCAUUUUUAAUUACAAUAUGCAUGGGGAUGGUAUGUUUCAUUGUUAUUAUACAAUAAAAUGAUUUUGAAUUACAGGGCUAGAACAAUUACUGAUUUAAAGGAACACCUACCAAUCCAUGAAUAAAAAACCUUUGUAAAACA